UCAUCUAUCUAUUUGUCCAUCUUUAUCCACCUACUCAUGUAAGAGUGACCCAUUUCUCUGCAAGUUUUUACUAGAUGAGUUUUCUCUCUCUCUCUCUCUCUCUCUCUCUCUCUCUCUCACACACACACACACACACACACACACAUAAUAGACACUUUCUGCCAAUACUUGUAUUUUGGAGAGAUUGUACUAAAAAAUAAAAAAGCAAGGUUUCGGCUGCAAUAUGUAGGGACGCACCACACAGAGUGGUUUGUUACACAAGGCAAUGUUAAGUGCACACACCCUUUUCUUUUACAGCAGAGUAUUAUGCACACAAUUACAUAAAAAUACUUAGAGCAUCCAUCAGUGGAUUGGUAUGCGUUGAAAAUUGUUGAUUUUCCUUUGGAUAAAUAUCACCCAUUUUAUUAGUACCUUAGAUCAGAUGCAAUCUUUUAAUGUUGGUACUGGACUUAUUUUGUGACGAAAUUUGAAAAAUACAGCAGUAAAACCAAAUGCUUCCAUUGAAUACAUUUGAGUGCAUAUCAGACGGUUUGUUUCCCAGACAUUAGGUUAUAUAGUAACUGGUUUUUAGGGACUGGACUUUAACAUGAAAUUAUUUUGCAUAUUUAAACAAGAUGAUCUGUUGGCCAGUUCGGAUGAUUAGAAGCAGUGGCAGUGAGAGGACGCUGCUAUUGGGCAGUGUAGAUAGGAAAUGUGUGUGAGAGCUGCACUCAGGGAAGGGAGGGGGUGCUUCCCUUAAUGGCGCACAACCCCCAUAGUAUCAGAUCCCUCAGCACCACAGUGAGAGCAGAAUGCCAUAAAACAACCAGCCCUUACUGGCUGAUCAUUUGUUGUAAAGGCAAAUCGUCCAGAUUAAUCCUUCCUAGACUAACUCACCGUUUUCAGUUUGACACAGUCAUUGUCACUGUUACUUUUACUCCAAGAAGGUUGUUUAAUAAGACAAUAGUUGUGCAAGUCCCAAGAAAUCGUGUAUAACUGUCAUUUGCGCUUUUACGCAACGAGUGUGCACUGCGCCCCUGACGCACAUUGAGUCCAGACAGCUGGUAUUUCUGCUCUGGGCACUGGCUUUCUGGCUCUGGGGGAUGUGCAUGAUUUUAUUGGCAAAGGAGAUGCACUGUGUGACACAAGAGACCCUCCCCUGGCCAUAUGGGAAUAUGUAAGCGCGGGGUAAAUGCUGCUUCAGACACAGUGGCACAGUCAAUGGCCUUGGUUUUGUUACAGGACCAGGUAUUACAGUGACAAGGGGCAAAUAUAUAUAUAAAUAAGGAUGCCAUGCCAAUAGAAAAUCCAGCUGUGGCACUGGUGAUGCUCCGCUGUGCGAACCGUGGUGCCCUGGGCAUAAGGGAUCCCUGCAGUGAGCGCUGGAGACGGAUUUCCCCGGGCACAGAAUAUAACAUCUGUGGGCACAGUGGGCACAGGGGGUCCCUGCUGUAGGGGCAAAGGAGCCGGCUAUAGGCUGCUUUCCGUUCCACGCCGAGAGAGCCCAGGGGAAGGCAGGAGUUACACUGCAGAUUACAUGCUCCUAUGAAACUAGCAAGUGACGAUCUGUUUCUUCCCUUGAGAUGGCUACAAAGAAAAGGGCCCAUACUUGUAGCUUGUCAAUUUCCCCGUGUGAUCACAUGACCAGCACCUCCCUGCUAAGGAUGGGGAUAGAUUUCCACGUCAGCUUACGUCUUCCAAUUUCUACUUCACGGAUCUGCUUCAAAGAGGCAGCUGCAUUAGGGAAUGAUGUUAAGCUCAGCUAAUGCGGACAGCCCGAGGUAGCCUAAUGAUGGAUUUUGAUGAGCGUGUUCCUUGCUCCUCUAACAUGUAUUUGCCAAGUUGCACUUACUACGUCUCGGGUCCUGAUUUCUCCAGCCUUCCUUCAUUCCUGCCCCAAACCCCAUCUUCUCGUCCCAUGACAUAUUCCUAUUCUUCCAACCUCCCCCAGGUCCAACCAGUGCGAGAAGUUACCUUCAGGGAAUAUGCCAUUGACACGUCCAGUAAGUGGCACCACAGGAACAAUCUGCCCCACUGCUACUCAGCAGAGGAGAUCAUGCACAGGGACUGCCUGCCUGCGUCCAACACUGCUAGCGUGGGGGAAAUGUUCGCCAAAAACCCCACUAAUGUCUACCACCCCAAUGCCAACGUUUCGUCCAAUUUCUAUAGCACAGUGGGCAGGAAUGGGGUGCUGCCACAAGCCUUUGAUCAGUUCUUUGAGACAGCCUAUGGCACCACGGAAAGCCAGCCCUCGGAUUAUUCUGUGGAUAAGAGCUGCGACAAAGUGGCGGCCGCAGCAGCGACAACUUCAAGUUCGGAGGCGUGCAGAGAGCCGGAGGAGAAAGAGAGGAGAGCAGAGAGCAGCGGCAGGAGCAGCAGCAGCAGUUCCCAGUCAUCUUCCGGCAACAAUGAGGACAAAGCCAACAGCAGCAGUGGGCAGCGUACGCGCAAAAAAAGGUGCCCUUAUACCAAAUACCAGAUCAGAGAAUUGGAAAGGGAAUUCUUCUUUAGCGUCUAUAUUAACAAAGAAAAGCGCCUGCAGCUCUCACGGAUGCUCAACCUGACUGACCGACAAGUCAAGAUCUGGUUCCAGAACAGAAGGAUGAAAGAGAAGAAAAUUAACAGAGACCGCCUGCAGUACUAUUCCGCUAACCCACUGCUAUGAGACUAGCUGGGGGUUCAGGAUUCAUUCCCAGUCACCUUGACAAGGUCAAGCCCACAGUUUCAUAGAUAGAGAUAUGGACCAGACAGGGCUUUGGAAUACAUGUUUCUAUGGACUGACCCAAGCCUGGGACAUCCCUUGCCGUGGUUUUUGUUUUAUCCCAGUAAACUGAGCACAGUGAUGAUGGAACAAGGAAGGCCCUCAAUUUUAGUCUACUAUUCUCCUGGUUAUGGCUGAACAAAUACAUGGUCUAUGGUACACUAUUUGGUACACACAGCGGACAUUGGUUGGUUUGUCAUUCGGGAUCAAUACAAACAAUUCCUAUACAAUAAGCUCACAUUCACUAUUUCAGGCUACCAUCCAUCAAAUACAAUAUUUGGUAGAGCCAAAUCCUUUCCCCGAUGGGAUUUAAGGGGACAACUUACCACAGGGGAAGAAUUUCCUGGUUAAUUUUAUGCCGAAUCUCCCCAAUCUGUUACUCGAAUUCAUGUUUUUAUUGCAAAGAAGCAACAUAUCAACAUGAAAUAUGAAGUCAGCACUUUCUUUGCUAAUAUCAAUCCGCCUGGGAGUCACAUGUGGAAAUGGAGAGUUUAGAUAGAGACAAGCAAGCAUUGCAAUCUGUUUGACUCUACAAGGCAAUCAAUCAGCAUACAGAGAAAGUAAUAAUUGCAUAAAAAGUAACAAAUAUAUAUGUUAUCUUUUUCAUACCAAAUGGCAACAAAUGGGGGCUGCAGUCUGCAGUUGCGUGCACAGGUUAUAAUCUAUGUUUAAAUGAAAUCUCUUUGCAAUAUAGUUGUCCUUAUGAGAACCAAAGUUAUUAAAUACAAAUAUAAAAAAAAAAUAUUUGAAAUUAUUAUAUUAGUUUAAGGGAUACAAAAUCCUAUUUGUAAUAUCUGCGUUUGAAUGUAUGUAUGUUUCAUAUGAAGUUUUACUAAAGAUGUAAAUAAAUAACAUUUGCUAUUUGGGUUAAAUAACCUUUUACACAUCUGGUGAGACAACAUUUUUUUUUACUAGUGCAGCAUUGACUUAUUUUCACCUAGAUUUCACUUUGUACCGACAUUUUUGAACCCCGCUAGACUUUUGGGAGGGUGAAACUUUUGGUAUAUUUCAUGGAGGAGUAAACACAGAAUGUCACUAUUUCCAUACAGAAUGUCUGUUCUCUGUGUAUAUAAAGCACGUUUUAUGCAGAUAAGCUGGGUUGCAUGUAUUCAGCAGCGCACAAACUAAUAAACAAGUGGGUACACAUGA
Molecule: messenger RNA, 3889 nt
Organism: Xenopus tropicalis (tropical clawed frog)
Lineage: Eukaryota; Metazoa; Chordata; Amphibia; Anura; Pipidae
Gene: hoxa11
Product: homeobox A11
Exons: 2
Coding region: 1745-2644 (299 amino acids)
Biological process (GO): regulation of DNA-templated transcription
Cellular component (GO): nucleus
Molecular function (GO): DNA-binding transcription factor activity, RNA polymerase II-specific; DNA binding
Source: RefSeq, a predicted model, not a curated record